Messenger RNA from Salvia hispanica, 1679 nucleotides. RefSeq names its product beta-1,6-galactosyltransferase GALT31A-like. Gene Ontology annotation, cellular component: Golgi membrane. The record is from RefSeq and is a predicted model, not a curated record. Gene Ontology annotation, molecular function: galactosyltransferase activity. Lineage: Eukaryota; Viridiplantae; Streptophyta; Magnoliopsida; Lamiales; Lamiaceae.
UUUGGGGUAAUGGGGUUGAUGGUGGUGGGAAGCAGGGCGGCGCCGCCGCACAAGGCUGGCAUUGGUGGAAGAUGGGCUUGUUUGUUGUGCCUCGCCAGCUUUUGCUUGGGAGUUGCAGUCGUCAACAGUUCUUGAUUUGAAAAUUUUAGCUCAAAUUCCAAUGUAAAGAAUGUAUGCUAGCUAGUUUCUGAUGGAGUUUGGAGGAAUCAUCAAUUAAGAUAGCAAAUUGAGGAAGAAAUAUUUUUUUGAGGCAUUGCAAUAAGCUGGAAGGAUGAGACCUAAUUGGUGGAUUUUGAGGUUGUGGAUUGUACCUGAUUUAGUUGAUCUGGACAAAAGUGCUGGGAAAUUUGGUACUCAUCUUGCUACUAUGGAUUGGAAAAAGUUGGAUGCAUCUAUGGCUGGGGAUAUGCUUUCUCAUGUUUCAAAAACUCACGAUAUGCUCGUGACAUUAAACAAAACCAUAUCUUCACUAGAAAUUAAACUUGCCACAGCAAGAGCUGCAAAGGCGGCUAAGGCUGACAAAAGAGGUGCAGCACCAGAAGCCGAAUCAUCAAAUGACAGCUCGAAGAAAAUCUUUGUUAUGGGAAUUAUUACUGCAUUCAGCAGCAGAAAGCGAAGGGAUUCAAUAAGGCAAACAUGGAUGCCUCAAGGUGAUGGUCUGAAGAAACUUGAUAAAGAGAAAGGCAUAGUCAUAAGAUUUGUGAUAGGGCACAGUGCAAUGCCCGGUGGUAGUGUUUUGGAUAGGGCUAUUGAUGCCGAAGAAGCACAGCACAAGGACUUCUUGAGACUGAAUCAUGAAGAAGGGUACCACGAACUGUCCUCAAAAACACAAAAUUACUUUUCGACAGCUGUGGCCAUGUGGAAUGCUGACUUCUACGUUAAAGUCGAUGAUGAUGUCCAUGUGAAUCUUGGCGUUUUAAGUUCAUUGUUGUCUCGCCAUCAAUCAAAAGCUCGUACAUACAUUGGUUGCAUGAAGUCUGGUCCUGUUCUUGCACAGAAAGGAGUAAAAUACCACGAACCAGAACACUGGAAAUUUGGCGAAGAAGGAAACAAAUAUUUUAGACACGCAACAGGGCAAAUUUAUGCGAUCUCCAAAGAUCUGGCUACCUACAUAUCUAUUAACCGAUGCUUACUUCACAGAUAUGCAAAUGAAGAUGUGUCUCUUGGGUCUUGGCUUAUUGGUUUGGAUGUCGAGCACAUUGAUGAUCGGAGCCUGUGCUGUGGGACACCCCCUGCAGACUGUGAGAUGAAGACUCAGGAUGGAAACCCUUGUGCUGCAUCAUUUGAUUGGAGCUGCAGUGGAAUAUGCAACUCAUCUGAAAGAAUGGAACAAGUUCAUCGGUGUUGCGGUGAGGCAGCAGUUUUGAGGUUUUGACGAGGUUGCCUCACCUUUGUCGUUACAAACAGCGGGCCGGUGCUUUUGUUUCUGCAUUCUGGGUUUUUUUGUUCAUUCACUAAUCACUAACCAUGUGCAUGUGUUGUUUAUGCUUUGGUGGUUAGUCUGUUUUAGUUGUAGAGUUAACUUAUGUAUUUAUUUAAUUAAUCAAGUGAUGCCACGGCCACCCUCUCUUGUAGUUGGGAGUAAAUUUUCCAAUUCCGGUGUAUUUGUAUUUUGUCCUGUAAGGCUGUAAGUGUAACUAUAAAAUAUUACUAGUACUAUAAUUUAACUUUUUAACCAA